Penaeus monodon (black tiger shrimp) is the source of this 1581-nucleotide messenger RNA. RefSeq names its product calcium-responsive transcription factor-like. Lineage: Eukaryota; Metazoa; Arthropoda; Malacostraca; Decapoda; Penaeidae. The record is from RefSeq and is a predicted model, not a curated record. Gene Ontology annotation, molecular function: DNA-binding transcription factor activity.
AUGUUGGGUGAAUAACUUUUCUGUUUAUUCAUCAUGUUAUGAGGGUUAUGUAACAAGCCUCAAACUCCUACAUCACUUAUUACAAGAGUUUGAAAUAUGUACCCAUGCCUACUUUAUUGUACAGAGAACGAAGAGAAAUUUUGGGAAGGAACCAGAGCUGCAGAAAAUAGGGGGAAACAUCCAUUGGCAAGACACACAGGACAAUGCACACCCUCACCUGCUCUGUGAUGGAAUACCUUUCAUUAUCAUGGGAACACGCACCUUAGACUGCCACCAAGGGCCUGAUAGAGACAAGAAGAGAAAGCAUAUCCGAGCUGCAGCAAACCAGCAAAAGGAUUUUGAGAACUACUUAGAUAAAGAACAUGACUACACGGAGAGAGAAUGGCAUAGUGUCAAAGCAUCAAAAAAGCUUAACUGUUCUGCUAAAAUAUACAUUCGACAUAUCAUAAAGUUUCCUGAAUAUGAGUGUCCAGAAGCAAUAGAAGACAUAGGACACCGCCAUGCUGUCACCACCAGACUGCAACUUGAUUUCAAGAGGCGAGAAGAUAUUGUGAAAGGACACCAGUUUCAUGUCCAGCUUCCACAAAGUCAUACCACUCAUGCAGUUGGAGAGCAAGCAGACUCAUCUCUCCCUAUUGAUAGAGAUUUAUCAGCUUUUAUUCAGAAGAAAGUGACUGAGGACGGUAUAGCAAACACCAAAGAAAUGAAGAAACUCCUUGAAGAGCACCUCCAGUCCAGUGAACUUCUCUUCAAGGGUAAGGAGCUGCCCUCCAGGAACAACACAAGGUACUGGCCAACCCUCAAGCAGAUACGUAAUCAUAUGAUGCUGGCCACAAUGAGACAGAGGGAUCACCAAGCAGUCAACUUACUUGAAGAGCCAAAGGAGCAACAGUGGCAGCAAACCUGUGAAGAUUAUAAACCUAGCUAUCUUCACAGUGUGAUGAAGAAGGUGCAGAGUUUGGCAAGAGAAGUUGCAAGUCUGUCAGGAGUGUGUCAAGAUCCAAAUAUCCUUUGCGAAGUAGCUUCUGAAAUGGAACAACUUCGAGACAGCCUCCUGCACUCUAGUCAGAACAAUGAACAAUCUUUUGUUGAUGAAUCUGUGAUCCUUCAACCUUAUACUGAAAUAAAUCAUGAAAGGAAAGAAGGGCAACCAUUUUUGGAGAAGAAAGUUAUAAGGAUCUUCUCACAGCAGACAUCUAGAACACAAAGCGAGUCUCCCAAGUAUGAAUAAUAACUUUCCCCAAGGACAACUUCAUUGGCAUCCACAUAAUUGGGCCUGAUACUUUAGAUGGGCAACCAGUGAAAUGCCUGUUCUGUCAAGUUACCAAUUGAUCAACUUUGCCACCCAUGCCCAGUAUGAACAAGGCUUUACAGCAUGCUGAAAGGUAAUUUGUUACAUUUUCUUCAAGCAAUUUUUCUGCUUUAUUCUUGUGCCAUGGUUUUGCCUCCAUCUGAUUCUGAUCUUUCUCAAUGCUUAAACAGUAUACAGAAUUAUUCAAAGUGACAAGUUUCUACCUUUAAGCAUAAUGAUUAUUUCCUGCAGUUUCUCCUGUGAAAGAUACCAAUAAAAAUUUAAUGGGA